Messenger RNA from Cylas formicarius (sweet potato weevil), 1120 nucleotides. RefSeq lists its product as uncharacterized. The record is from RefSeq and is a predicted model, not a curated record. The transcript is spliced from 6 exons. NCBI's taxonomy places the organism in Eukaryota, Metazoa, Arthropoda, Insecta, Coleoptera, Brentidae. Bases 151 to 1101 code for a protein of 316 amino acids.
CUGUUAUUUCCGAUAACGGAGAGGUUUUUCACGUUAGGGAACAAGUUGAGGAAUACGUUGAAGUCCAAAUGCGUCAAAUCGACGUCGGAUAAGCGUACGGAUUCAACGUACGGACUGGAUCCGUUCGUAGGUCUUAGAUUUUCGCCGACAAUGGCUGCACUGAGCUUCGCGGUUUUCAUUUUAACGGUGUGCGUUUGCGCGGCCGAUUCUUCCGAAUCCUCGGAAGAACUGGACGCGUUGGUUAAAAACGAGAAAAGUGUUGCAUUCGUCAAACAAUUGUUGCACACUGAAUACGAGGAAAACAAAUUGGACACCUUGCUCACAUGGGUGAACGAAUUCCUCGAAGACAAGGACGAGGACAUAAACGUCACCUUGGUCGCCGCACAAGACGUCUACGGAGACGACGGCGUCCUCAGGGAGAUUCGCACUGUGGAACUGUUUCUGCCCAAAUUGAAGACCGGGGACAGAUUGCAGCUGACCAAUAACGACGAUGACGACGACGAUACGUCUGUGCACGAAAUCAGGCGAAACUUCGACGCUUUAGCCAAACUCGGGUUUGACAACGAAAUAAGCAGCGUCGUUUACGAGAAAAACGGAGAUGUCGUAGAGGCGAUGUACCUCGACGCGAGCCAAAUGUACGUGUUCGAGGAUGGCAUCCAUUAUUCGAACCGAAGCCGCGUCGUAAUUACCCAGAAUGACCUCGAGGCCGUCAUUAAGGUCCUGCAACAACGCAACGAACUCGUUUCCGUGAUAAAUUUCGACGCUAAUGGAAAAUACGUGGAUGAAGGAUCGGAAGUCGUUCCUGAACUUCUCGCUUACGUGAUCGACGAAGAAGGCGACGUGGGCAACGACAUGUUGCAACAGGCCCUGCGCGGCGUCGCCGAAGCGUCGCUCGUCGAUCCGGACCGUCCGCGGGCAGUUUGCGCCCGUCUAGUUGCCUCUAUGGAGGCGAGAUUCCCAGACAUGAAGUUCCACGUAUUCUACGAAGAGCCCAACGCUUAUUACGUUAACAAGGACAUCGUGAUCAAAGUGGGCUACGGACUCAAGGACGUAGACGUGUCGGAUGACGUUUAUACCAUUUUUGGGAUUAAGAACUCGUAAAGAAUAAAGUUUAAGUUGC